UCAUAAUACAACGCCGUUAGUAUUGAACGCUAGCAACAGGAAGACGUUGUAUCAAAACCAGUUAACGCUUUCACUUUAAAAACAUAAGUAUCAACUGCAUGCGUACAGAAAAAAAAAUCAGAUUUUCACAAAGCGUGAAAAUAAAACUUAAAUCCCGCUGAUACUAUAAAAUUAGAAAGUCUUCGGAGUCAUAACAUGAAGCAUAUCUAGGAACCUCAACCAUUUGCUAGUCCAAGUUUUGCGUUGGAAAGAUGGCGUUUAGACGCGAUGAGCAAAUUGGCGUUACUAGCAAACAUCUAAUGGGGCUUUUGGAGCCGGAUUCAUUCUGGGAGCUUGUGGAGAAUCUGCUGCUGCACUCCUGUCGGGACAACGUACGCCGGCAACGGCACAACGCUGCCAUAUCGACGCUCUGCAGAGGACACGCGCUCGUAUGCGUCACGAAAGAAGCCAAGAGCCCGACACCUCCCGCUAAAAAGAUUAAUGGCAGAAAAAGUGAAGAACAUCUCAGCAAAGGCAGACACUUCCAGUCGGUGGUGAGCAGACGAGCGUCCGAACAUUUCUGGAGAUCAGGAAGGACCAAGAAAUCUAAGCACCGAACCAAAGCGGAAGCGGAAGUUAAUAACCCUAUGGAAGACGAGACCGCUAAAACUGCAAAAGCGGACAAAACUCCAAACGACAAACACACCGAAAAUGGACAGUCAGCGAAGUUAUAUUCCCGCGCGACGCGUAGCGAAUGCAGCGUUAAUGACCAGGAUGUAAUUUUCCUCAAUAACGCUAGCGUUCCACCGUCUGAACGCUUAUGGCGAUUUGCCAUUAAAAAUCGUAAGAAACAACAGGACCUCAAAGACGAACAAGCGCAAUCCACGAGCCAAACACAUAUCCCAAGCGUCCGAAGCAAUGAAGCAAUAUUCGAGGGCCUGAAGCACAGACUAAAAGACGCGAGAAACGAGCUUAUUCAGGACAAGGGUCCCUCGAAGGCACGGAAAAAGAAAAAGAAGUCUUCGGAAAGGCAGAUGAAAGCCCAUAAAUACAAGAGUGAAUAUCGCUCAGUAAAAUCAAAGGAAACCAAAGGAUAA
Dreissena polymorpha is the source of this 1076-nucleotide messenger RNA. RefSeq lists its product as uncharacterized. Bases 252 to 1076 code for a protein of 274 amino acids. The transcript is spliced from 4 exons. NCBI's taxonomy places the organism in Eukaryota, Metazoa, Mollusca, Bivalvia, Myida, Dreissenidae. The record is from RefSeq and is a predicted model, not a curated record.